Messenger RNA from Cottoperca gobio, 1066 nucleotides. It is a transcript of the gene sri, whose product is annotated as sorcin. The coding region runs from base 227 to 775 and encodes 182 amino acids. Lineage: Eukaryota; Metazoa; Chordata; Actinopteri; Perciformes; Bovichtidae. The transcript is spliced from 8 exons. Gene Ontology annotation, molecular function: calcium ion binding. The record is from RefSeq and is a predicted model, not a curated record.
AGGGAGGAAAUAGGACAUCUAAUAACAAGCAUAAAGGUUUCACAUCUGAUUUCGGGGACACUUUUACAUCUGGACCCAGGUCGCUGCUCCACGCGCACUCACAACACUUUAUAAUCAGCUGUUGCUGCUUGUUGUGGAGCUACAUCUGCAGACACACCCUCUGAAGUUACCGAGCUGUACACUUUCGACUCUUCUUUGAGUUUUAUCUGUUUUUAUAAAACAUUGUAUGAUGGCCUUUCCAGGAUACGGCGCUGGCCCCGGGGGAGUCGCGCAGGAUCCUCUCUAUGGAUACUUUUCAGCGGUGGCUGGACAGGAUGGACAGAUCACAGCGGACGAGCUGCAGACCUGCCUCACGCAGUCCGGCCUCUCUGGCACAUACAAACCCUUCAACCUGGAGACGUGCAGACUGAUGAUCAGCAUGCUGGAUAGGGACAUGUCCAACAGCAUGGGCUUCACUGAGUUCAAGGAGCUGUGGCAGGCUGUGAACGGCUGGAAGUCGACCUUCGCAUCUUACGACCGGGACCGCAGUGGAACGGUGGAGGGCCACGAGCUGCAGCAGGCCUUCACCUCCAUGGGUUAUAACCUGAGCCCCCAGGCCAUGACCAUCAUCAUGAACCGCUACAGCUUAAACGGCAGAAUCACUUUCGAUGAUUUCAUGAGCUGCUGCAUAAAACUCCGCGCGCUGACUGAUCAGUUCCAAAGGAGAGACACAACUCGAACUGGCCGAGCCGCGUUUCAGUACGACGAGUUCAUCCAGGUCACCAUGAACAUAUGAAGAGGAAGGAGCGAGCAGACGGGACACGGUUUACAUCUCCUCAUGUUACCAGCAUGUACGUUCACUGUGUCUCUGAAUGUUUAAUUAUUGUACAAACGGUUAAAAUGUCACUUUUUUCACAUUCCAUUCUUUUUUUUUAAGUAAUACAUGUUAACAAACUCAUAAGAUUAUAGUAACCUCAGGCUGUACCAAUGACAAACCCCUUUGUGCUUGUGUUAGCCCGGAGUGCUGGCAUGUGAGUGUGAACAUGUAUGAAAUAAAUAAACACCACAGACGACGUCUAAAAACUGA